Polychytrium aggregatum is the source of this 1385-nucleotide messenger RNA. RefSeq names its product XPA protein C-terminus-domain-containing protein. The record is from RefSeq and is a predicted model, not a curated record. Gene Ontology annotation, biological process: nucleotide-excision repair involved in interstrand cross-link repair; nucleotide-excision repair, DNA damage recognition; UV-damage excision repair. Gene Ontology annotation, molecular function: damaged DNA binding. The coding region runs from base 1 to 1122 and encodes 373 amino acids. Lineage: Eukaryota; Fungi; Chytridiomycota; Chytridiomycetes; Polychytriales. Gene Ontology annotation, cellular component: nucleotide-excision repair factor 1 complex. The transcript has 8 exons.
AUGGGAGCCGAGACAGACACCGAGACAGUCCUGACUCCAGAUCAGCUCGAUCGCAUUUCCAAGAACCGAGCGGAGGCCCUGACUCGACUGCAGCUCAAGUCCCAAAGUCUGCCGCCGCCAUCGUCGCUCCAUCAGAACCAGAGCGACAACCAGAGCCAGAGCCAGAGCCAGAACCCGCUGACCACAGCCAGCCCAGGAACAGCGCCCAACUCGCAUCCCGUCCCAGGCGCUACCUCGGAUGGCUCUCCAGCUGCGGCUGCAUUGCCUGGCCCAGCGUCGGCGAACCCGGUGCCGGCAGAACAAUCGAGCGGGGCUCCGGCCGAUGCUGCUUCCGGCGAUGUCGCCAAGCCCUCCCAGUAUCAGCGGCGGAAACGGGCGCUGGAGUAUUGCGAAUACAACUUGACGACAAUGGUCGAUACCAAGGGCGGGUUUCUGUAUUCCACCGAGCCCGAGGACAAAAAAGCCAAGAUAGACGACCAGAGCAAGCCGGCGAAGGAAGGCAGGUUUCUGGGCCGGAGCGGAUGUGCCAGUGAAGCAAUUCGCCUCCACCGAUUUGAACUGCUUCAUCCCACAUCCGCCUUCGACCCCGCUCAGCUCGGCUACCAACCGCAGUGCUGCGAGUGCCAGUCAUACGAUAUCCACUUUGACUAUCUGAGGCAUUUUGGCGUCUCGGUCUGCAAAAAGUGCAAGGACACCGAGCUCUUUUCGCUCCUGACCAAGACCGAGUGCAAGGAGGACUACCUGUUAACGGAUUGCGAACUCAAGGAUCGGGCCAAGGUCCGGGUAUGGGAGAGACCCAACCCACACAAGUCGACCUGGGCGCCAAUGCAGCUGUUUUUGCGCAAGCAGGUUGAAGCCUUUGCCUGGGAAAAGUGGGGCAGUUCCGAUGCCCUUGAUCAAGAAUUCGAACGGCGCGAUCGAGAGAAGCGCGAGAAGGCCGAAAAGAUGCAGAAGGAGAAGAUGAAGACACUGAGACGGACGACAAUGACGAGUGUCUAUCGCAAGCCCAAGUCACAGGCGCACACCCACGAGUACGGACCUGGAGUCUACAGCGCCGAGGCUGACAACUUUACACAAACCUGCAGUAUCUGCGGGGCCACCCAGACGUACGAUGAAAUCUGACGGAAGGAGGAUCAAGUCUCGCGUCACUGCGGCGCACACACACACAUAUCAUCACACAUCGCAUCAUACAUCUUAUGACCCAUCAAAUCAAUACAUAUCCACCACCGAACACCGCCUGCGAUUCUGUGUUAUGUGGCAGGGAUGGUUUCAUAUCUCGCCCAGGGUAUGAUCUCAUGACCUCGGUAUGUCGGCCGAUCAUCGCCGCCGGAGAUCGACUGGGUUGUAUUCAAAACGGUGCUCUCCCAACCGACAGCAUGCACAGG